Messenger RNA from Lepisosteus oculatus (spotted gar), 3816 nucleotides. Its product is annotated as SON DNA and RNA binding protein. Gene Ontology annotation, molecular function: RNA binding. NCBI's taxonomy places the organism in Eukaryota, Metazoa, Chordata, Actinopteri, Semionotiformes, Lepisosteidae. Gene Ontology annotation, biological process: regulation of mRNA splicing, via spliceosome; regulation of cell cycle. The record is from RefSeq and is a predicted model, not a curated record.
GCAGUUUGUGUGGAUGCAGUGCUCUCCCCAAACCUGACCCGUCUCCACGGCUUCCAUUUGUGCCUAAUGCACCUGAACAUGGCCUGAGUAGUAUUCAGUUCUCCAUCACAAGAAUGGGACUCCAAACAGGAGUUUAACUUGAACUAUUACUGUUCUGAGACACAACUGAUAGUUCUGUUGGGAUACAGGGCGUUAUUCUUCAAAGGCAACGGUUUUAAUCUAGAAACCUUGUAUGUAUGAAAUGCAGCCAGCUUUACUGGUCACAUCCUUGACCUGUUGUUUUUUUUUUUUAUAUACAGUAUUACAACUUUCCAUACAUUCUAAAUGGGUUGUAGAAAACAUUGAUGGUCUUCAUACAGUUUACAACUUGCAUGCUAGCAUGGACAUUAUAAUUCUAAACUUAAUCAACUAGGUGACAUGUAGAAAUCCUGUCACCUACAUGCAUAAACCAUGAGCUUUUUGUGAUUGGAUUGAUGGAAAAUUGUCACAGUACUUAGUAACUCCUGACAUUAGCUAAUUUAAAUGUUAAUCCUUAAUGUCCUGGAACACUUGGUAGAGUAAAAGCAUGCUAACAAGCGAUGCCUAAUUUGACACUAUUACACGUGUGUACCCUACCUCACACAUACCCCUUUUCCCUUUUCCCUGGAGCCUUUCUGGAACUGGCGCCCCACCUUUGCUCUGUAGUGUGUUCAGUGUGUCCUCAGAGGCAGCCUUUGUGUGGUUGAUGUCUGUCUCGUGUGUUCAUUGAUGUAAUCAGUUCACAAAUGUGGUCACACCACAUAGCUACAGCAUAAGAGCCUGGCUAGAAACUGGGAUGAACACCACUCUGAUGGGCUGUUGGGCUGAAGUAGGAACUGCUUGUCCCCUGUGGACAACUGUUUUCCCUCCUCUCUUUCAUAACAUGAGUUAUUGUGUUUAAUUUGGUGUGAAGAAAAGUGAUAGUUUAUUGAAAAUUGCUGUACUUUAUGAGCAUGCAGCCGCUUCCGUAUUUUUCAUGCUCCAAUUGUGGCCUUCAGUAAUGACUUUUAAAUUGCCAUGCACCUGUAGUUCAAAGUAGUAACCAUAAAAUGCACACAAUUUUGAAGGAGGACUGCACCAUGCACCCUGGGACACCAGCUGUCAUUGGGUACAAACACAAGCACAAAGGUGCCACUAAACCCAGGCAGCACGUCUGUGGAAAAUGGGGGGUAAUGGGAGCAUCAAGUGAGGAAAAACAUGCAAAAUUAUGACACAAGGCACUCCACUCCAGAACUGAACCCAGGAAGCAGCUGCACAAAGGGCCAUGCCGCUGUACCAUCUGUCUUUUAUUCCCGAUUGCCAAAACGUUAUUAGAAAAAAGUUCACAACUCCUAAUGAUUCAGGAAUGUUCAUAUUACCUGACUCCAGUACAUGUGCUUCUAGUUUAUACACAUCUAAGAUCUACCGUCCAGUUACAUCAGUUCACUGCACCUCGUUAAUUCUGUGCCACACAAGACUGUAACUGGGACUUAACAUAGAGCAGAGCUAAGAAUACUUCCUGGACAUUUGUCUAAUUUGUCAGCCUGUGGUUUAUGACCUGAGACCUUUAGGAGCACUAAAACCCUGUUUGUUGGUGCAUGGAAGCCAGCUCUCGGUCAGGCUCUCUUCAACGCUCUUUGUGAACUGGAUACACCACUGGAUACCAUGAAACAGAUGUUGAUGUUGAAAAUUUUAUCAAAGCAGGUACAAAACAGGAUGGGCACCCCGGGUCCCUGACACUGGGGUAUUUAUCAGUCUGCAUGGUGCCCUCUUUGCUAAAAAGAGGCUUCUUGGAAAAGAAAGAGAAAGAAAAGAGGGGAAAGGAGAAUUGGAAGUAAGUAUGCCUGUCAAUCCACCCUCUACCUGGUCAAAUGGAUGUGGGAGAUCCCCUGUGUGGAUGAAGGGGGCUCCCUUGGAUCAAGUCUGGAGUGCCAGGAAUCAGGGCUCUGUAGGUGGGGCAGUCCUAUCCCCAGGUAUGCUGAGCUGUCAUUGGGUUUUAAUGCCUUCAUUUGGUAGUGCCGAACUGGUUUAAAGGAAGCCGUUUAUCAGGUCCUUAGCUACUGGUGAAGGAACUGGCGCAGUUGAUCAGUGGAGUGAGGAUGUUUACAUUCCCAUUGGAAGUAAAACUCCGGAGGCUCAGUGUUGUGGCCUUCAGCCCAGUACCUACCUAUGAGGGGUGUUCCCACCUGUGGCAAGAACAGAUGUUUCAUAUCAUCACUGGGGACUUGAGGGCAUUAAAGCCUCCUCUGGCAGAGAGUGAAAUGUCUGCCAGUGCAGUACUUUCCAUUGUAGGUUUUGCACAUCCAGCUGUUACAUGGUGUUAAUGGGAGGUUGUGAUGGUAUACAAUGGAAGGCCUGGUACUGGACUCCCCUGGUCUGAGGAACACAGAGGAGCUCUCAGAGCUAGUCAGAGUGAAGGCACCUCUCAAUCAUAUGAUCAGCUUGUGGUGUGGUCGAGAACUCUGGAGUAAGGAAAAACCAUUAGUGUUUCUCUGUGGGUGGGAAUGAGGGAGAGAGGUGGAGGUUCACAGAGUGACCUGUGAACUUUCACCCCUCUGUAUGGAAACUUGUUGCAGGGUCAGUCCUUGUAGCUGCCUUGUUGCCAUGGUCACUCUCAGGCCCUUCUAAUCACAUCAGAGCACGGCCGCAGAGGCCUAGGACCAGUUCCUGCGAGCAGCACCAGUGGCAGGGGGCGUGGGGGAAUUCCUGAUGCGGAAGAUGGGCUGGCGAGAAGGCGAGGGGCUGGGCAAGAACUGUGAGGGCACUGUGGAGCCCAUUAUAAUCGACUUCAAGACAGACCGGAAGGGUUUGGUGGCCGUAGGAGAGAAGACUCAGAAGUCAGGCAGCCUGUCGGCGAUGAAGGAUCUUCUAGGGAAGCAUCCAGUGUCUGCUCUCAUGGAGAUGUGUAACAAGAGGAAGUGGUCGCCCCCGGAGUUUGUCAUGGUUCACAACAGUGGCCCAGACCACCGUAAAAACUUUCUUUUUAAGGUGGUGAUCAAUGGCAGAGAGUACCAGCCCCAUACAGCCAGCCCUAACAAGAAGCAUGCUAAGGCUAUGGCAGCCACAGUGGCCCUGCAGGCAAUGGGGGAGGUGUCUGGGGACAGCAUGCCCACUGGCCCCGUGUUCACUGCUGCUACCAGCUGAAACUGGAACCAGGGUUAGGACUCAUUCUAGUUUCUCUACUUCAGACCAGGUCCCAAUGCCAAUUCCUAUUUCCUGUUCACGGAAGUGGUCAUGGGAAGUGGUGGUAAGGGAGAAGGGAAUUGUAAUUGACUUAGACUAACACAGGAGCAGACCAGCACUCUGUUCCAGACUGACCAACUGACCGAAAAUGGAAACCUCAAGAAGCGCAUUAGUGCAGAUAGACUCGGAUUCCAGGACAGGAGGACAGACCGGCAGCUAAGAGAAGGUGUUCUAGUUGCUGUGCCUGGUGCCCAUUUACACCAUUUAAAUCACGAAAAUCAACUGUGUUGUGCAACAAUUUUUUGUCAAAUUUUUAAUGAUUCUCUCUUUUGGUUUUAAAUGUUUUUGUGUUAGGUUUGGUUUUGUCACUUAUGGAACAUAGCUCAAAUGGACUUCUUGUGUUGUUACGAACAAACAAUUUCAGUCUCACAGGAUGGUGUUUAUAGAGUCUUGAUUUCCGAAUGACAGACUUUGAAAUCUGAUUCCAGAUCUCAAUGGCCCUGAUAGUAAGAGCCUUUAAGUCCUUCCCCUGUCAGUAGGGAUGUGUGGAGCAGCUACCCCAGUAACCUCAUGUUCUUAUUCCUACUGUAUUCAGUGUUUUAAAACAAUAAAAUGUGGACUCAUUUAGUAGUGGAA